AGCAAUCCUUUGCCACACAUGUGCUUCCUCCACAUAAAAACCAUUGUUAUUGCAGGGACCAUUGUCUCUUUAUUAUAUUACUUCAAUAUGGAUCAAAUGAAGAUACAUUACAUGAGUUGUCGCUGUGAUUGUGAAGAGCUUGAAAACAGAGGAGGACAUCAAGAUUACACCACAAAACGAAGAAAAAAAAAAGAAAAGCUGAAUUGUCAGUUUAUUCUCUGCAAACGUGCGGCCUAAGUAACAACAACACAUGUCGAACUACGGAGUGAAGGAGCUCACAUGGGAAAAUGGGCAACUAACGGUCCAUGGUCUAGGCGAAGGAGUCGAACCAACAACAGCCUCAGCUAACCUUUUAUGGACUCAAGCUCUCAACGGGUGUGAGACUUUGGAGUCUGUGGUCCACCAGGCGGCUCUGCAGCCAAACAAGCUGCAGAGCCAGAAUGGACGGGACCACAACAACUCUGAGAGCAAGGACGGAUCCUGUUCAAGAAAACGCGGUUAUCCCCAAGAAAUGGACUGUUGGUUCUCUCCUCAAGAAGAGAGUCAUAGAGUUGGUCGUCACAGCGUCACUGCAAGUGCAAGUGGUACCAACAUGUCUUGGGCUUCUUUUGAAUCUGGUCGUAGCUUGAAGACCGCUAGAACCGGAGACAGAGACUAUUUAUUCUCUGGAUCGGAAACUCAAGAAACUGAAGGAGAUGAACAAGAGACUAGAGGAGAAGCUGGGAGAUCUAAUGGAAGAAGAGGACGAGCCGCAGCUAUUCACAACGAGUCUGAAAGGAGAAGGCGUCACAGGAUAAACCAAAGGAUGAGAACACUUCAGAAGCUGCUUCCUACUGCAAGUAAGGCGGAUAAAGUCUCCAUAUUGGAUGAUGUAAUCGAACACUUGAAACAGCUACAAGCACAAGUUCAGUUUAUGAGCUUAAGAGCCAACUUGCCACAACAAAUGAUGAUGCCACAAUCAGUUCUCAGCAUCCAACACCAACAACAACAACACCAGCAGCAGCAGCAGCAACAACAACAGCAACAGCAACAGCAGUUUCAGAUGUCUUUGCUUGCAACAAUGGCGCGAAUGGGAAUGGGAGGCGGUGGCAAUGCUGCUUAUGGAGGUUUAGUUCCUCCUCCACCACCACCGAUGAUCCCUCCUAUGGAUAACAGAGACUGCAUCAAUGCCUCUUCAGCUUCCUUGACUGAUCCCUACAGUGCUUUUCUCGCACAGACAAUGAACAUGGAUCUAUAUAACAAAAUGGCUGCAGCUAUCUACAGACAACAGUCUGAUCAGACUACAAAGGUAAAUACAAGCAUGCCCUCAAGUUCUUCUAAUCACGAGAAAAGAGAUUAGUCCUACCUGAGUACUACUAUUAAGAUCAUGAACGUUCAUUGUAUCUUGAUUGUAAGAAAAAAAUGUAUUUUUGAGUAUGGUAAAAAAAAACUUGUAGAGAUAAAACUUGAAAGCUUUACAACUUCCUCUUCA
Molecule: messenger RNA, 1471 nt
Organism: Brassica oleracea var. oleracea
Lineage: Eukaryota; Viridiplantae; Streptophyta; Magnoliopsida; Brassicales; Brassicaceae
Product: transcription factor PIF7
Exons: 6
Coding region: 251-1339 (362 amino acids)
Cellular component (GO): nucleus
Molecular function (GO): protein dimerization activity
Source: RefSeq, a predicted model, not a curated record